Messenger RNA from Mesocricetus auratus (golden hamster), 5496 nucleotides. RefSeq names its product Rho guanine nucleotide exchange factor 37 (gene Arhgef37). Gene Ontology annotation, molecular function: protein binding; guanyl-nucleotide exchange factor activity. Bases 535 to 2568 code for a protein of 677 amino acids. Gene Ontology annotation, cellular component: cytoplasm. NCBI's taxonomy places the organism in Eukaryota, Metazoa, Chordata, Mammalia, Rodentia, Cricetidae. The record is from RefSeq and is a predicted model, not a curated record. The transcript has 13 exons.
GAGAGCUUUCCUCUACGGUCUCUGCUUCAGUUCCUGCCGCCAGCUUCCUGCCCUGCAGGAGUUCCUGCUUUGGCUUUUUUUGAGGGUGACAAGACUGUGACCUUGAUACCUAAGUCCUCCCCACAAGUUGCUUUUGGUCUCGGCAGUAGAAAGUAGCCUAAGACACCGCCCUCAAGUUCAGUGAUUCGGGUCGCAGCACAAAGAACCUUUCGCAGGAGGAGGGCCUACGGGUUUGUCGUCCCAGUGCGGGGGUGGGCGGUGGAGGGGAGCAAUCCUGCAAGGUGAGUUGUUGGCAGGUGCGCGCUGCCCCCGCCCUCAACCGGCGGAGACCAGACCUGGGAACGCCCUCGGCGGCUGGUUGACUCAGGGAGCGCGCGCAGAAAACAACCUGGCCUCAGAGUGGCAACUGACAAAGGCGGGGCCGCGCUCUGCGCGUGCACAGCAGGCAGCCGAGCCUCCCAGGGCCCUGCAGCCGAAGCCUAGAGGGUGCGAGUGACACCGGAGGGCGAGCGGCGCGUGCGCGAAUCCGUGGACAUGGCUGACUUUGGAGCAGAUGAGCCCUCCUGUACGUCAGAGAGUCCUGAGCCAGAGGAGAGGGCCUCUGAGGACAGAUCACUGCUCCAUCAGAGGCUGGCCAUCAGAGAGCUCAUCGAUACAGAGGUCUCCUACUUGCACAUGCUCCGACUGUGUGCCUCAGACAUCAGGGGCCGCCUACAGCAGCUGCCACCAGGAGAUCUGGAUGUCCUGUUCUCAAACAUUGAUGACAUCAUCCAAGUGAGUGGCCGAUUCCUUCAGGGGCUGCAGGAGACAGCCUGCCACGGGGAAGAGGAACAAGCGCGCCUGAUUGGUAACUUGUUCCUAGAAUUCCAAGAGGAGUUUGAACAAGUCUAUAAAAUCUACUGUGCCAACUACGACCAGGCCCUGCUGCUGGUCAAGGCAUACCAGAAGGAUCCGGAACUACAGAAGUCGAUCCAGGGCAUCAUCGAAGCAGCCGUGCCGCAAGCUGGACCUUCAGGUCUCAGUUUCUUGCUUGUAAUCCCUCUGCAGAGGAUUACCAAGUUCCCCCUGCUGCUGCAGAAAAUCCUGGAGAACACACCCAUGGAUGCCAGUGCCCACCCUGUCCUUCAGAGAGCCACCUCUGCCCUCCAGGACGUCAACAGCAGUAUCAAUGAGUACAAGAUGCGCAAGGAAGUGGCUUUAAAGUACACCAAGGUGGAGCAGCUGAGCCUUCGGGAGCGGCUGGCCCGCAUCAACACCCAUACGCUUUCCAAGAAGACCACCAGACUGAGCCAGCUGCUGAAGCAGGAGGCGGGGCUGGUACCCAGGACCGAGGACAAGGAAUUUGAUGACCUCGAGGAGAGAUUCCAGUGGGUGUCUUUGUGUGUGACGGAGCUCAAGAGCAAUGUGGCUGCUUACAUGGAUAAUCUGGAGGCUUUCCUCUGCUUUCGGCCUCACGAGUGGAUUGUGGACAUCCCAGGGGGUCCUGCAGAACAGUACUGCAGCCUAGCCAAGGACCUUCACCUCGAGGCCCUCCUGCAGUUUAAGCAGCGACUGAAAGGCCUGGUGUGGGAACCACUGUGCAGCCUGGCCAGAGCCCUGGCUGGCCCUCGGAACUUGAUCAAGAAGCGUCUGGACAAACUCUUGGACUUUGAGCGAGUGGAAGAGAAACUGUUGGAUGUGGGCAGUGUGACCUACGAGGAGCAGGCUGCCCGGCACACGUACCAGGCACUCAACUCCCUGCUGGUGGCUGAGCUCCCACGGUUUAACCAGCUAGUCACGCAGUGGCUGGGCCAGAUCCUGCGCACAUUUGUGGUCCUCCAGAAGGAGCUUGCUGAGGAGGCGCUGCGACGGGCAGAGAGCAGCGUGGCCCUGCUGCCUCACCACCAUAUCCCUGAGCCGGACUUCCAGAAGCUGCUGGAGCACACACUAGACCAGAACAGCGGCCAGCUCCGUUCCUUUCAAGAGAACUUUGAGAAGGUGCUGCCACCCCCCACCACUCAGCCUCUCCUCCCAGGCUCUGAGUACCAGCUUCAGGCUCUCCUGACCAGAUAUGCCCCCGGGAAGCUAUACCAGGUGACAAGCAACAUCAGUGGGACCGCGACUCUGGACCUGACACUGCCACGGGGCCAAAUCGUGGCCGUCCUACAAAACAAGGAUACCAAAGGCAACAACAGUCGCUGGCUGGUGGACACAGGGGGACACCGGGGAUACGUGCCAGCUGGAAAACUUCAGCCAUACCACCAUACCCUUCCCAGGGAGAGGGAACUCAGAGGCCAGACAGGCGUACAUGAAGACUACUGGCUUCCACCUCCAGAGCCCACCCAACCCUCUGUCCCCACCGUCCCCACCACGGCCCAGGUGGUGGCAGUGUACCCUUUUGUGGCCAGGAGCACGCAUGAACUGAGUCUACAGGCGGGCCAGCCUGUAACAAUCCUAGAAGCUCAAGACAAGAAGGGGAACCCGGAAUGGAGCCUGGUGGAAGUGAACGGACACAGGGGAUAUGUGCCUUCCAACUUUCUGGCCAGGACCCCAAGUCCAACUCCCUGGGGCUGGAGUCUGUCCUCUUAGCAUGUCCUCUUUGGAGCCCCCAUUCCUAAGGAAAGGGAGAGGCUUCAGGGUUGUGUGACCUAGCAGUCAUGAUGCAAAGCAGAAUGGGGGUGAGAGGAGGGGAGGGCGUUGAGAAGGCAGCAGGAAGUCGUGACAAGGCCUUACAGAAUGCCUGGUGUGGAUGGUCCCGGCAUUAUCACUCUUGUCUGCAUAAAGAAGCCAUCUCAGCGCCACAACUGAUCAGCCAGGGCUUGCCUCGGCUCAAAGCUGGUCCUACCUGUACCCCUUGCCUCUCUCAUGUCUAGGAUGAAUGUCGCCUGUGUGUCGGGUAGCACACGGUUGGGGACAUCCCUGAAGGAGAGCUACCUGCCUCGGUAGUGCCCUUCCCACGGCACUGCCAGGAGCCACCGUUGCUUACUGGUCGACUUUUCUUUCUUGCUGCCUUGAGUUGAGUUACUACUAUGGAUAGGGAGCUGUGGAAAAUCUUGCUCAAGUGGAAGCCGUGGUGGGUCCAGGCGAUUCUCUACUGGCUCUGGGGAUAGGUACGACGUACGCACAGUUCUGGAAUGUGUGUACAAACCCCGAGGUGGUUCCAGGGAAGAGGGGAAUUUGAAGUUGGAUCAGCGGGGUGUGUGAGGCUGAUGGUGUAUCCUGCUGCUUUCUUUGGACCGGGAGACAGCGGGACUUGACACUCAGUCACGGUGGAAGCUCUGUGAGAUAGGUGACUACUGGCCUGAUGGGUUGGGUAGGUGAGGAAUAGCUUGGUUUCCCAGUUCUGGAUGAAGAGCCAGGGGAACCCAGGUGGCCUAGGUUUGCCUCUGAGGGUCUGGAGGCAGCAGAGAGCUGCGGUCAGGUGGAUGUGGGGGCUUAGGCAUAGGAUAUGACUGCAGUUUUCCACCUAGAAAGAACUAGGUCACAGUAAGGAUGGCAUGAGGCUGAGGAUGCAGAGGCCCGUGCCAACCAGGCAGUGUGACAACCAUGCACAUAUGGCUAGUGGUGUCUGGGUGGCCCAGCCGUUGGCUAGCCUGGGUUAGCAGAGUGAAGCAGUCCUGUUGCCACCUCUCCUCUUACGUCUAUGCUAACAGUGCGCCCUUUCCCGUAAACGCAGGUUCUACCACGGGGCCCAGUCGGUAGGGAUUAACAAUAGACACAUCUUGAGACAUACUAUGUUAGGAGAUUUUAGAUUUUGUGAACUCCAUGGAGUGUGCAAACUAACAAGGUUAUGACAUCACUAGGUGACAUAAUUGCAUGGGACCAUGACAAACACACAGCUAUUGCCUACAACAGGAGUACAGUCUAAGCAGCAAAGUCCAUACUUGUGAGCAAGGCAUUUCUCAAAUCUGGAAACAGAAGCCCCUCAGAACUAGAGCCUGUUCCAGAAUGACAGACCCACUGGGGCAGUGUUGGGUGUAUCACUACUGAGCAAUGUCCUUAGGCCAUUGCUUUAGGCCAAGAGUCAUUGGAAGAUCCCAAGACAGAGAAAAGGGUGAUCCCCUGUGAUCUUUGUACAGCUGACAGAUUUGGAACCAACCCUCUUGAGACAGAGUGUGAAACAGGUGGCUAUCCCAGUGUUUUCAAGACUACAUCUGCUUUCCAACUCACCUGCCCGCUUGUUACCUCUGGCUCCUGAAGGACUCUUGAGAAAGUCAUCCCUGCCUGUGUCAGAUGGUCUGUAACGUGCCUCCUCUGGGCUUGUUAAAGCACGGAGACUGUGUGACACAGGACUCCCCAGCCCCUUUCCCAAUCUCAGGUUCACUCACGGAUGUUCUCAGUUUACUUUUCCUUUCUGCUUCCUUCUCAGCCUUCUGGUGAAAACAGGAAGCCCAGACAGACAGGUGACACAGCGGGAACCGUACCUGCAGCUUCCACACGUCUUUACUGACAGUUCACUGUGUGUUGAGACUCUGGCUGGGGGUUCUUAGCACGGCUGCUUGCUGCAAUGACCUGGGUAGCUCUAAACCGCGGCGAGCCAGGAGCCCACCCAGAGAAAGCUGAUGUCUUUGACCUGGCCAUGGCCUUGGGCUUCAGGAAGGUAACCAGGUGAAUCUCACACCCAGCCGCUUUAAAGACCCUAGACAUGCAGAGGUGAACAGCUAGACCUGGGCACAGAGGUGGCAAAGAGUAAGAUAGGUUGUACCCCAGAGGAGCUUUGCACUAGCUGUCGAAGCAGGAAGCGUGAGAGACAGUUUGAAGUAGGACAGCCUGUUCUGUCGGGUUCCAGAAUAUGUAUUUAUUAAGUGCCAUUAAAGGGGACCUGAACAAAAUUGGAUGUUCUUGUAGGCAUAGGGAGAAAAAUGAAAUAUACUUAGAACCAAGGCUAUCUCAUGAAGGGGAAUAAAAAUGCGUUCAGUACAUGUGGGUUAUGGUUUCUCGGACCAGGGGUGAGAUUGAAAGUCACUGGAAUGGUCGGCGUUGGUGGCGUGCGCCUUUAAUCCCAGCACUCGGGAGGCAGAGGCAGGCGGAUCUCUGUGAGUUCGAGACCAGCCUGGACUAUCAAGCAAGUUCCAGGACAGCCUCCAAAGCCACAGAGAAACCCUGUCUCGAAACCCACCCCCCCCCAAAAAAAAGAAAGUCACUGGAGAGUGAGAGAAGGCAUACUGAGAAGAUGGAGUGCGGCCUGGGUUUUCUCAGGGGACUCUGUAAUGUGCCUUUUUACCCCCAAUGCCUAGAGCCAUUGCACUGUGUCUUAUUUAUUUCACUCUUGGGCUGUCACGUGCAUACUCACGAAAAUAGUUGCCUAAGAAUGGAACAAACCUCCCAGGAGUUGAAGGAUAGUUUACAUGGUAUCCUUGUUCCUCAAAGUGAAGUCAGAACUCGUUAACCCUAUGAGAUCCAACUUAGUUUAUGAUACAAGGAGAUUGUAUCAUACAAGGGGAGAUGAGUGGAUUCUUGAUUAACGUGAUAAGCAUGACAUGAACUCCUGGCAAUAAAGGACUUUCUCUGACUCUU